AUGAAGGACAACUGCACCACCCUGUACCCCAACGACGUGGUGGCCCGCAAGGUCAGCGAGUAUGCCGAUCGAAACUCGGUCGACCUCCCCGAUGCCUUGCUGCAGUACCACCAGUGGGUUCUCGACACGCAGCCGCGAUGCGCAAUGACCAUCUCCCUGCUCGAAGCCCGGCUGCUGACUUGGCUGGCGCGGACCGUCGGCGUCAAGAGAGUCCUCGAGGUCGGCGUCUUUGUCGGCUUCUCGCUCGGCGUGUGGGCCAACGCGGUCGGUCCCGAGGGGGCCGUCACGGGCCUCGAGCAGUCGGCCGAGUACGCCGCGCUGGCGAGGGAGCAGCUGCUCAAGCAUGGAUACGACAACUGCCGCAUCCUCGAGGGCGAUGCGCUCCAGGUCCUGCCCACUCUUCAGCCCGACGAGCCAUUUGACAUGGUCUUCAUCGACGCGCAAAAAUCGGGCUACCCUGACUACCUCGCCGCCAUCCUCGACCGGUCGCAGCCCGGGGCGCGGCGGCGGCUGCUGCGGCCCGGCGGGCUCAUCGUGGGCGACAAUGCGCUCCGAUCGGCGCUCGUCGUCGACCAGUCCGACGACAACCCGGCAGCCAGGACGGUGCCGGGGGAGACGCCCAACUGGGACUGGGACGCCAUGCGGCGGCUCGACGAGUUCAACACCAUGAUGCACUCGCACGAGCGCAUCGAGGCGAUGCUGCUGCCCGUCUUUGAUGGGCUGGGCAUGGGGCGGCUGCUGGACUGA
Messenger RNA from Hirsutella rhossiliensis, 747 nucleotides. Its product is annotated as o-methyltransferase domain-containing protein. NCBI's taxonomy places the organism in Eukaryota, Fungi, Ascomycota, Sordariomycetes, Hypocreales, Ophiocordycipitaceae. Gene Ontology annotation, molecular function: O-methyltransferase activity; S-adenosylmethionine-dependent methyltransferase activity. Bases 1 to 747 code for a protein of 248 amino acids. The transcript is spliced from 3 exons. The record is from RefSeq and is a predicted model, not a curated record.